AUGGACGCCUUCAGGAACGAGAAGAUCGCGUUGCGCCUUCUUGGUGUCGCGUUUCCUAAGGAUCUCUCUUCGCCGGUGCUGAAGACGAUGGUCACUGUCUACUUCUGGAUCCAGAUCGUGGCAGAAGGUUACUGGUCCUACCUCUACUUCAGAGGAGCCUACCUCUACCUCCACGAGCACUUCCUCAUCAGGAUGGUGGGUCUCUCUGCAGGGAUAUCCGUGUCUGGUACCAUCGCCAAGCUCAUCGCCUUCAAACUGAAUACUGGCCUAUUGCAGGAACUGUUCGAGCAGCUGGGUGGCUUCGAGGCGAAAACGGAACGUGGAAAGUUGGUGAAAAAGGUUACCAUCCUCUAUGAAUCCGCCGUGGCGGCCAUCUUGGUGACCCACAACUACGGCUACUUCGUCAACUCCACCCCGACCCGGUCGACUCCUUACUACAGUCAGUUCCAGACCGGGCCUUACGAAGAGGUCGCCCUGGACUACUGGUACACCCUCUACUGUGUCUUCGUCACCCUCACAGGCAACGUCAUGGGGGACACUGUGUUCCUCUUGAUCAUCAACCAGAUCUGCCACAGGCUCCUUCUGCUCUCCAACACGGUGUCCGUCAUCGGCGAAGAAGGAGAAUCGAAGGUGGAGGUGAUGGACAUGGAAGGAUUGAAAUCUGACAAGGAGAUCAUACAGAUGUGUGUCAGGGAGCACAAUACUCUAUUAAAAUACAAGAAUCAACUGGAGGAGUUAUAUAACUACAUCAUCGUUGUUCAGCUUGCUUAUUCCUUUUCAACUAUUUGUCUGACUCUCUUCGUAAUUUCUCAGGAGGCGAAUGUAUACGAAGCAAUGUCAGAGCUAUUACCUCAGACAGUGUCUCUAUUUCUGGAAAUCUUUCUCUACUGCUGGGCUGGCCAAAUGAUUAGUAAUCAUUUCGAAGAACUACGGCUUGCAAUAUACAACAGCGGAUGGUACAACAGUUCCAGAAUGGAAGAUCGAAGCUCCGUGUUGAUUAUGCAGACUUUCACGACAGAACCAGUCCAAGUCACUGCGGUAUCUGUGUUUCAUCUCAACUUUCAUCUUUACGAAACGAUCUGCAGAGAAGCCUUCACAUAUUAUACAAUAAUGUCACAACUUUUCAGUCAAUAA
Messenger RNA from Nezara viridula (southern green stink bug), 1134 nucleotides. NCBI's taxonomy places the organism in Eukaryota, Metazoa, Arthropoda, Insecta, Hemiptera, Pentatomidae. The record is from the annotation of a GenBank genome assembly.